AUGCCGCAGCGGUCAACGGGUCGACAUCGGCAGCAUCCCGUUCGUGAGCACGGCGACCGUCUGCUGGAUCUGGUUCUCACGAUGGAUCUGUCUGGUGCGAAUUCGGUGGAGUGGCUGCUGGAGGUGAGGCGGCUUGAGGUGGUCUCCUGCCUGGCGUGGCAGCUCAACUACUCGACGCAGCACGCACAGUCCGUGGUGGAGUCUGUCGUGACGCGGCUGACCCUCAUCGACCCGCCCGAGGACGGCAGGAGCUACACGCACUCGCCAAGCAUCGUCACGGCCGCCAUGCCCACCACAGAGAAGUCAGACUGA
This is a messenger RNA of Vitrella brassicaformis, 312 nucleotides long. NCBI's taxonomy places the organism in Eukaryota, Vitrellaceae. The record is from the annotation of a GenBank genome assembly.